This is a messenger RNA of Coregonus sp. 'balchen', 14453 nucleotides long. NCBI's taxonomy places the organism in Eukaryota, Metazoa, Chordata, Actinopteri, Salmoniformes, Salmonidae. The record is from the annotation of a GenBank genome assembly.
CUGGCAUCAAGAAGAGGUCCAAGGUCCCUGGGGUUAUGAUCACGCAGUUUAUAGAGGAUCUACCGGAGGGCAAGAGCACCCCAGACUUCCUUCGCAAACCCAUCGCUCUAACCAUUCAAGAGGGUGAGCCCCCAGGGUGUUAUAGGAGAUCUUUAUCAGGCCUAGGCCCUCUUAGUGUUGGUCUAUGUGCUCAGAGGCGUCAUGCCCAUAGUUGGCACAGGGGCACGUGCCCCCUAAGAUUUGUCAAACAUUUUUAAAUACAUUUUUUUUCUCUGUAAUACUAUAAGUUCCCAAUCUCCCAAACUCAUAACUAGCUACCAAGAAGCCAUUUCAGGCUAUCAAUCAAGUUAGAGUAGCUAGCUUGUCUAACUAUCUUAGCUGGCAUGCCUGCUGGCAAGGUUGGUAGACUUUACAAAAGCAAGCAAUAACUAAAUAAGACUCACAUUCCUUUCAAUCCUUUUUCACGUUGGGAUUGGGGUAUUUUAUAAUGAAUCAAUGUUUUUGCUCAUCCUACAGGUAAAUUAGCAAUUUUCAAAGCCCAUGUGUGUGGGGAUCCCAAACCAGAGGUGACAUGGGGAAGAGCUAAAGGGGAUAUGUCAGACACAGAAAGAUUUCAAAAGAAAUAUGAUGAACCUACUGGUGAAUACACUUUAGAGGUGAGUCUAAACUUGUGCACAAGAGUGUGCAUAUAACCCAUGAUUCUGUUCAGUUGUGAUUAAACAGUUAAUUUAUUUCACCAGAUUCCCAGAGUGUCUGGAGAGGAGGCAGACACUUACAAAUGCUAUGCUACCAAUGAAUAUGGCAAGGCUAUUUGCACCGCUGCAUUGAAUGUGAUUGAGGGUGAGAAUGCUUGUUUCUUUACACUUCAUAUAACUUACUUUACAUUUGACUCAUUUAGCAGACGCUCUUAUCCAGAGCGACUUACAGUUAGUGAGUGCAUACAUUUUCAUACUGGCCCCCCGUGGGAAACGAACCCACAACCCUGGCGUUGCAAGCGCCAAGCUCUACCAACUGAGCUACAGUUGAGUCUUUGUAUUUGGUGCUAAUCCUAAACAUCUGUUAUUAGUUGGAUUCAAGAAGCAGAAGGCCAUGGAGCAGUUAGAAGACAUAGGUGGGUCUUUUCAUUCAUUCAUCCAUCCAUCCAUGAUAAAAGUAAGAAACCUACAAAAGAGGCAGAGUAUUUGGAGGAGAUGUGUCAAACCGUGGCCUAAUAUUCUGACCUGCUCUCUAAAAAAACAGCAUUGCUUAUGGAAACCAUUUAUUAAUUAUGAAAAGCACAUUUAAUAAUUGCAUUUAUGUGUUUGCUUACCAUGUCAUCUGGUACUGUUGAUCAUUAACCAACAUGUAAAACUUUUAAAAGAGAAAGAAACGUAUGGGAAGUUUGUAGGAUGCAGUCAUUCAAUUGGUUUUGGCGCCAAACAUUUGUUUGUUGCUCCACUAGUUUCACCCUGUUAAUCAUGCUUUUUGGGUAUUAAUGUUACCACUACAAAGUGCACAUAUUUUAUUAUUAGGAUCGCUAUUCCUAUGUUAAGUAAUGGUUAGAACUUACCUUUGAUUCCUCGUAAUUUAAGAGGUGAAAUGUUUGUUCCUUUUGUCGUGCUCAGGAAGGGGGCGUAUCAACCAGAACUACGUUCGUCCUUGUGUUCGUCCAUCCUUUGUGUUGGGUAAUGCCCCGUUGGCUAAAUCCCAGGGGGAGAGCAAUGUGUACCCUGUUUAAUUUAAUACUUAGGCAUGGUUCUCCACUAAUAAUUUAAGUGUGUAUUUAUGGUAAUUGUGUGCUUGUAUUACCUGAAUGUGUUUUUGUGGCCCUCUCAUGGGCCACAAAAUUAAAAAAAAAUAAUUCCAUUAUUUGUUAAUUUGUUGCAGUGGUAGGCUUAUAUUGAAAUGUGAGGCCUUAAUGGAAACAUAUGUAAGCUCUGUCAUUCCUCUUGCAGCCAUUCAGGGGACAGAUUGCUACAUGGCUAUUAUCGGGCAUUAUUAAGCCCUUAAAAUCUUGGUUUUGACUUUGGUUUACUUAUUAUUUGAUUUCUGUCCAGUUUAUUUUCCUGUCUGUUCAUCGUCCUGUUUAUUGUUUUGUAUUAACGUCAUGUAGCCCAAAGCCAUUCAAACGCGUUUGUCUUUCAACUUCCAGCUCAGUGACACAUGCAAAACCAUUGUUAAAUAUGAACUAGAUGGUAAUUUUACAUGAAGUAAAAUUGUGGUACUUGCUUUAGCUUUUGAAAAUUAUUUUUGUGGUAGUGGAAGAAGUGUUCAGAUUUUGUAUUUGAAAAGCAGAGAAGAAGACCAGGAUUUUAUACACUAGCUCUGGAACGGCUGGGGGUCCCUGAGGAGAGAUUUGUGAACUACUGUGUCUCAGUUGACACAAGUCCAUAUUGUGUGAUUCUUUCACAAGACUCUGACACUGGCCAUAGUCAUGCGUAGCAUAUAAUGGCACAAUUACACAAAAAGAGCUGUGCGCAAACCACACCCAAAAAUAUUAGAAUGAACCGCCGCCCCUACAUUUUAAUUAUCACUCAGAGCAAAGAAUCCAUUUGAGAACAGCAAAGAACUAUUGAAGGGCUCAAAGGGUUAUUAGAGUCAGUAUGAUUCCACAUUCUUCCCAAAGAACCCUUGAGGAGCCCUCUUUUCUUUGUGUAUACAGUGCAUUCGGAAAGUAUUCAAACCCCUUGAAUUUUUGCAUUUUGUUAUGUUACAGCCUUAUUCUAAAAUGGAUUUCAUUGUUAAAAAAUCCUCAUCAAUCUACAUGCAAUACCCCAUAAUGACAAAGUGAAAACAGGUUUUUAGACAUUUUUGCAAAUGUAUUAACAUUUAAAAACAGAAAUACUUUAUUUACAUAAGUAUUCAGACCGUUUGCUAUGAGACUCGAAAUUGAGCUCAAGUGCAUCAAUUUUCCAUUGAUCAUCCUUGAUAUGUUUCUAUAACUUGAUUGGAGUCCACCUGUGGUAAAUUCAAUUGAUUGGACAUGAUUUGGAAAGGCACACACCUGUCUAUAGAAGGUCCCACAGUUGACAGUGCAUGUCAGAGCAAAAACCAAGCCAUGAGGUCAAAGGAAUUGUCCUUAAACCUCCGAGACAGAUCUGGGGAAGGGUACCAAAAAAUGUCCGCGGAUUUGAAGGUCCCCAAGAACACAGUGGCCUCCAUCAUUCUUACAUGGAAGAAGUUUGGAACCAUCAAGACUCUUCCUAGAGCUCAGCCAACGGAGAAGGGCCUUGGUCAGGGAGGUGACCAAGAACCCGACGGUCACUCUGACAGAGCUCCAGAGUUAAUCUGUGGAGAUGGGAGAAACUUCCAGAAGGACAACCAUCUCUGCAGCACUCCACCAAUCAGGCCUUUAUAAUAGUCGUGGUCAAAGGUUUUGAGAAUGACACAAGUAUUGGUCUUCACAAAGUUCGCUGCUUCAGUGUUAUGAGAUAUUUUUGUCAGAUGUUACUAUGGUAUACUGAAGUAAAAUUACAAGCAUUCCAUAAGUGUCAAAGGCUUUUAUUGACAAUUACAUUACCUUUAUGCAAAGAGUCAAUAUUUGCAGUGUUGACCCUUCUUUUUCUAGACCUCUGCAAUCCGCCCUGGCAUGCUGUCAAUUCACUUUUUGGCCACAUCCUGACUGAUGGCAGCCCAUUCUUGCAUAAUCAAUGCUUGGAGUUUGUCAGAAUUUGUGGGUUUUUGUUUGUCCACCCGCCUCUUGAUGAUUGACCAAAGUUCUCAAUGGGAUUAAGGGGAGUUUCCUGGCCAUGGACCCAAAAUGUCGAUGUUUUGUUCCCCAAGCCACUUAGUUAUCACUUUUGCCUUAUGGCAAGGUGCUCCUUCAUGCUGGAAAAGGCAUUGGUUGUCACCAAACUGUUCUUGGAUGGUUGAGAGAAGUUGCUCUCAGAGGAUGUGUUGGUACCAUUCUUUAUUCGUGGCUGUGUUCUUAGGAAAAAUUGUGAGUGAGCCCACUCCCUUGGCUGAGAAGCAACCCCACACAUGAAUGGUCUCAGGAUGUUUUACUGUUGGCAUGACACAGGACUGAUGGUAGCGCUCACCUUGUCUUCUCCGGACAAGGUGUUUUCCGGAUGCCCCAAACAAUCGGAAUGGGGAUUCAUCAGAGAAAAUGACUUUACCCCAGUCCUCAGCAGUCCAAUCCCUGUACCUUUUGCAGAAUAUCAGUCUGCCCUGAUGUUUUUCCUGGAGAGAAGUGGCUUCUUUGCUGCCCUUCUUGACACCAGGCCAUCCUCCAAAAGUCUUUGCCUCACUGUGCGUGCAGAUGCACUCACACCUGCCUGCUGCCAUUCCUGAGCAAGCUCUGCACUGGUGGUGCCCCGAUCCCGCAGCUGAAUCAACUUUAGGAGACGGUCCUGGCGCUUGCUGGAUUUUUCUUGGGUGCCCUGACGCCUUCUUCACAACAAUUCAACCUCUCUUCUUGAAGUUCUUGAUGAUCCGAUAAAUGGUUAAUUUAGGUGCAAUCUUACUAGCAGCAAUAUCCUUGCCUGUGAAGCCCUUUUUGUGCAAAGCAAUGAUGACGGCACGUGUUUCCUUGCAGGUAACCAUGGUUAACAGAGGAAGAACGAUGAUUUCAAGCGCCACCCUCCUUUUACAGCUUCCAGUCUGUUAUUCUAACUCAAUCAGCAUGACAGAGUGAUCUCCAGCCUUGUCCUCGUCAACACUCUCACCUGUGUUAAUGAGAGAAGCACUGACAUGAUGGCAGCUGGUCCUUUUGUGGCAGGGCUGAAAUGCAGUGGAAAUGGUUUUUGGGGAUUAAGUUCAUUUUCAUGGCAAAGAGGGACUUUGCAAUUAAUUGCAAUUCAUCUGAUCACUCUUCAUGACAUUCUGGAGUAUAUGCAAAUUGCCAUCAUCAAAACUGAGGCAGCAGACUUUGUGAAAAUUUGUAUUUGUGUCAUUCUCAAAACUUUUCACCACGACAGAAGCCACUCCUCAGUAAAAGGCACAUGACAGCCCGCUUGGAGUUUGUCAAAAGGCAUCUAAAGGACUCAGACCAUGAGAAACAAGAUUCUCUGGUCUGAUGAAACAAAGAUUGAACUCUUUGGCCUGAAUGCAAAGCGUCACGUCUGGAGGAAACCUGGCACCAUCCCUAUGGUGUAGCAUGGUGGUGGCAGCAUCAUGCUGUGAGGAUAUUUUUCAGCGGCAGGGACUGGGAGACUAGUCAGGAUCGAGGAAAAGAUUAACGGAGCCAAGUACAGGGAGAUCCUUGAUGAAACCUGCUCCAGAGCGCUCAGGACCUCAGACUGGGGCGAAGGUUCACCUUCCAACAGGACAAUGACCCUAAGCACACAGCCAAGACAACGCAGGAGUGGCUUCGGGACAAGUCUCUGAAUGUCCUUGAGUGGCCCAGCCGGAGCCUGGACUUGAACCCAAUCUAACAUCUCUGGAGAGACCUGAAAAUAGCUGUGCAGCGACGCUCCCCAUCCAACCUGACCGAGCUUGACAGGCUCUGCGGAGAAGAAGGGUAGAAAAUCCCCAAAUACAGGUGUGCCAAGCUUGUAGCAUCAUACCCAAGAAGACUUGAGGCUGUAAUCGCUGCCAAAGGUGCUUCAACAAAGUACUGAGUAAAGGGUCUGAAUACUUAUGUAAAGGUCAUAUUUCAGUUGUUUAUUUUUAAUAAAUUCGCAAACAUUUCUAAAAACCUGUUUUUGCGUCGUCAUUAGGGGGUAUUGUGUGUAGAUGAAGGGGAAAAACAAUCCAUUUUAGAAUAAGGCUGUAACGUAACAAAAUGUAGAAAAUAUCAAGGGGUCUGAAUACUUUCCCGAAAGCACUGUAUAUACUUUGUACAUAUUGUACAUACAUUUGCUACUGCUUAUUUACCUACAUCACAGUAAAAAGUAACCGCCUCACCAUGGGCAUUGCACAACUACAAUGGGGCAUUGAGAAAACAGUACGCUUUUUAUCUGCUACAUUGGAAUCGUUACUUUUUGCUGCCUUGAGCAGAAUGAGACAUUUUAUCCUGUUCUCGGGCGUGAGCUGCAUGUUGAAAUUUUGAAAAUAGAACCAAAGCAUAAUCUCACAUAGCCGGCGCUCUUAUGCCUGGUUUCAUUUAAAUUAAUAUGAUGGUAUCCUGCUCUGAAAACAUGAGUCCGGUUUAGCUGGCCUGUUACCAUCUAGUUUCCUCCUUACUGAACACUCCACCACCAAUAGCACCACUUUUUGACAUUUGGAUAUAUAGACGAUCUAUAGAUGUUCAAACUAUCAAACUCUGGGUAGUGAGUAGUUGGUUGAAUAGUUUGUUGACAGUUACUUGAACAUCUAUUUGGGACUAUCCAAAUAACGUGUUAUGAGAAGCAGAUAUUUAAUCUGACUACCCACUGGGCACAGGCGUCAGUUCAAUGUCUAGUUUGAUUUACAUUUGGUUGAGUUGUCAGCUACUGUGAAUUCAACAUGAAAUCCAAAAACAAAUUCACCAUGCCAUUGGAGUUAAUUUAGGUUAAAAGUUGGGUGAAAAAAAGACAAAAUUCCCUUACAUUGAUGACUUUUUGCAAAUCCAAUCAGUUUUUCACAUUGAUUCAAUGUCAUCACAUUGAUUUAUUUUGUUAAAAUUAUGUAACAACGUUGAUUCAACCAGUUUUUGCCCAGUGGGUAUUCUGCAGUGGAGGCUAAUGGGAAGAGCUAUAGGAGGACAGGCACAUUGUAAUGGCUGGAAUGGCAUAAAUAGAACGGAGUCAAACGUGGUUUCCAUGUGUUUGAGGAGUUUUAUACUGUUCCAUUUAUUCCAUUCCAGCCAUUACAAUGAUCCCCUCCUAUAGCUUCUCCCACCAGACUCCACUGGUAUUCUGUCACUUUACAUUAAGUUGGGUAACAUUGAGUGUCCUUUAUUUUGUUUAGGUUCAGUAGAUCCAGCAGAGUUCAGGAAAUUGCUCAGAAAAAGGUAAGAUAUGAGAUGAUGAUUCAUGAUAUCAUGAUAUCACUAACCAGAUCCUUCUAUUGACAUUACAUGUAUUUGUAAACAGGGACCUCUGUGCCUGACAAAACAGUGCGAUGGGAUGACCACAAUGAAAAUGGGGAGACUAAGAUCAGAGGAGGCUCCUCAGAGGAGGAAGGGAAGACCUUCCUACUCGGUGAAUUUCAUAAAAAUAAAAAUCAUUUUUAGAUAAAACUAUACUAAAUAUAUUCACAUGUCACCAAAUAAUUGAUUAAAACACACUGUUUUGCAAUGAAGUUCUACAGUAGCCUCAGUAGCACUCUGUAGGGUAGCACCAUUGUGUAGCCGGAGGACAGCUAGCUUCUGUCCUCUUCUGAGUACAUUGACUUCAAUACAAAACCUAUGAGGCUCAUGGAUCUCACCCCCUUCCAUAGACUUCCACAGUAACCUAUCAGAGCUCUUGCAGCAUGAACUGACAUGUUGUCCACCCGAUCAAAGGAUCAGAGAAUGAAUCAAGUACUGAAAGAAUAAACUACAGCUAGCUAGCACUGCAGUGCAUAAAAUGUGGUGAGUAGUUGACUCAAAGAGAGAGAAAGACAAUAGUUGAACAGUUUUGAACAAAUUAAUUUAUUCCAAAAUUAAGGAGAAAUGAGAGAGAGAGCUAGCUAUAUUUCGUAGUAUAAUUUCUUUCACUUUCACUUACUUAGCUAGUGUCAAAUGGAGCUAGUUUAGCCUACUCAAACACCCAGCUCAAACAGAGAGAGAUGCUAUGUUAGCUAGCUGGCUAUGCUAUCCAACACUGGAACUCUUCCAUGUCAAGGUAAGCUUUUGGUUUUAUUAAUUUAUUACCACUGGGGCCCGCCGGUGUAACUGCUAAACUGAUUGCUACUGAGUACAAUUUACUGCAUGAUUGUAGCGGGUUUACUAACGUGUUAGUUCUAGUAGCUAUGUUGACUAUGACGUGACAACGAUGUAGGCUGUUUGUAGCAGUUAGCGGUCAUGAUAUGAAGGUUUGGUUUGGCAAAGUUUUUUCGCCUGGUCACAGACAGCUGAUGUGUAGUCCACUGAAGUCCACAAGCAAAGGGAAAAGGUGAGAGGAGAGAACGUAGAUAGAUGCGAGAAGGAAUUAUACAGUUGAAGUCGGAAGUUUACAUACACCUUAGCCAAAUACAUUUAAACUCAGUUUUUCACAGUUCCUGACAUUUAAUCCUAGUAAAAAUCCCCUGUCUUAGGUCAGUUAGAAUCAUCACUUUAUUUUAAGAAUGUGAAAUGUCCGAAUAAUAGUAGAGAUAAUUAUUUAUUUCAUCUUUUAUUUCUUUCAUCACAUUCCCAGUGGGUCAGAAGUUUACAUACACUCAAUUAGUAUUUGGUAGCAUUGCCUUUAAAUUGUUUAACUUCGGUCAAACGUUUCGGGUAGCCUUCCACAAGCUUCCCACAAUAAGUUGCGUGAAUUUUGGCCCAUUCCUCCUGACAGAGCUGGUGUAACUGAGUCAGGUUUGUAGGCCUUCUUGCUCGCACACACUUUUUCAGUUCUGCCCACAAAUGUUCUAUAGGAUUGAGGUCAGGGCUUUGUGAUGGCCACUCCAAUACCUUGACUUUGUUGUCCUUAAGCCAUUUUGCCACAACUUUGGAAGUAUGCUUGGGGUCAUUGUCCAUUUGGAAGACCCAUUUGCGACCAAGCUUUAACUUCCUGACUGAUGUCUUGAGAUGUUGCUUCAAUAUAUCCACAUAAUUUUCCUUCCUCAUGAUGCCAUCUAUUUUGUGAAGUGCACCAGUCCCUCCUGCAGCAAAGCACCCCCACAGCAUGAUGCUGCCACCCCAUGCUUCACGGUUGGGAUGGUGUUCUUCGGCUUACAAGGUACCCCCUUUUUCCUCCAAACAUAACGAUGGUCAUUAUGGCUAAACAGUUCUAUUUUUGUUUCAUCAGACCAGAGGACAUUUCUCCAAAAGGUUUGAUCUUUGUCCCCAUGUGCAGUUGCAACCGUAGUCUGGCUUUUUAAUGGCCGUUUUGGAGCAGUGGCUUCUUCCUUGCUGAGCGGCCUUUCAGGUUAUGUCGAUAUAGGACUCGUUUUACUGUGGAUAUAGAUACUUUUGUACCUGUUUCCUCCAGCAUCUUCACAAGGUCCUUUGCUGUUGUUCUGGGAUUGAUUUACAAAAGUACGUUCAUCUCUAGGAGACAGAACGCGUCUCCUUCCUGAGCGGUAUGACGGUUGCGUGGUCCCAUGGUGUUUAUACUUGCGUACUAUUGUCUGUACAGAUGAACGUGGUACCUUCAGGCGUUUGGAAAUAGGUCCCAAGGAUGAACCAGACUUGUGGAGGUCAACAAAAUAAUUUCUGAGGUCUUGGCUGAUUUCUUAUAAUUUUCCCAUGAUGUCAAGUAAGGAGGCACUGAGUUAGAAGGUAGGCCUUGAAAUACAUCCACAGGUACACCUCCAAUUGACUCAAAUUAUGUCAAUUAGCCACCAGAAGCAUCUAAAGCCAUGACAUAAUUUUCUGGAAUUUUCCAAGCUGUUUAAAGGAACAGUCAACUUAGUGUAUGUAAACUUCUGACCCACUGGAAUUGUGAUACAGUGAAUUAUAAGUGAAAUAAUCUGUCUGUAAACAGUUGUUGAAAAAAUUACUUGUGUCAUGCACAAAGUAGACGUCCUAAACGACUUGCCAAAAACUAUAGUUUGUUAACAAGAAAUUUGUGGAGUGGUUGAAAAACGAGCUUCAAUGACUCCAACCUAAGUGUAACUUCCGACUUCAACUGUAUAUACAACGAGCUGUUUGUAUGUGUCUGGCAUGAAAGUGAAAUGUGUUUGCGUGUGAUCAGGGGUGUAUUCAUUACGCCGAUUCUGUUGAAUGUCUUUUCUUAAAAGGAAGCAAACGAAACGGGGAUAAACAUACCUGAAUUUGUCCAAUAGAAACUCUUGUUUGCAACUGUUGGACUAAUGAUUACACCCUAGAUCAGCUAGAUGCAGGCAAGAGUGUGCAAGGCGGUAUUGAAUGUGUCACUGUCUGUAACCUUGAUUACUCAAAAUUCUCUCGACCUGUGCACCUAAGUUGUAAACUUUCAUUCACAGGCUAGGUUGUAGCAAACUCAUGAUGGGUACAGGGAAAAUUCUAGUAUCAUGUAGUAGCCUAAACCUAUCGAUGUUACAUUGAGCUGGGUGAAUGGAACAUGAAUGACAGUCAUCCAAUAUGCUGUAAUAGAAAUAAGGCCAAGUUAAUUUUUUUAAAGUAUCAUCCUCCCACAUCUUAAACGGCACCGACCGCCACUGACUAAGAACCUAUAUGGUUUUGUACCAAUACUCAAGUAAUGCUUCUGUCAUUUUUCAACCAGGAAGGGAGUGGACAAACAGGAAGCCGUGAAAGAACCUGGAGAAAUCGAUGAAAGGUUCUGGGAAAUCAUCAUGACUGCAGACAGAAAGGAUUAUGAACGAAUCUGUGCUGAGUUUGGUGUCAAAGACUUCCGUGUGAUGCUGAAGAAACUCAAUGAGAAGAAAAAGGAGCGAGAGGAGGAACAGGCCAAGGUUUGAGAAUUGGGCACAUUCAGUAUGUGCAAAACUUCUUCUGUGUGUACUGUUUCUGGUCACAUAAUGUAGCUAAUGGACUGUGUGAAAACCUCUUUGACCACUAUGAACCUCAGGGUUCAUAAUGUCUCAAAGGUGGCACUGAUUAAUUUGAGUGUAACCAGUUAACUACAUUAAGUCAUUGUGGCAAUAGCCUUAACCUAUAAUUUCAUCCUCAUGAUUUUAAACUCCAUUUCUCUCCCCUCCCUCUCAUCCAUUAUUUUCUCUCCACCACUUUCCUCAUUGUGAUCUUCCAAACCAUCUGCCAUCCUUUCCUCAGUAUAUUGAGACCAUCAGUAACCUGAAACAUAUUGAUAUUAAAGGAGUAGGCAUUGCUUCGUUUGAGUUUGACCUUGAGCUCAAAGACCCCGCCAGUAGGAUUUUCCUCUACAAGGUGAGACAUCUAAAAGUUGACCUCUGAUUCAGUUUCCACAUGAGGCAAAGGUAUCAUUAUACAUAAUUUAGCUUUUAUCUCAACUUACACAACAAUUUUAUCAUUCAACGUUGUACAGCAUUCUAAUGGAUGACUACUGCCUUACAAGAAAGACUGACGUUGCACAAUUAGAACAGAAUGUGUCACUGUCUUUCUUGUAAGGCAGUAGUAUCUCCUUUAAAGUUCUGCCCAUCACCCAAAGUUCCGGGCAUAGAAUUACAUUUUCUUUGGUUCCAGAGUAACUUCAUCCCCUGUUAUCAUCUUGCCAUCAUAAUGGAACACAUCCAUGUCAAAACAUGUCAAUAGUCAUACAUCCCAUCAACUAUGAGGAUUUUCGUUAUUUCAUAAAAAAAAAAAAAAUUAUGAACUCAAUUUCAAGUCAUAUCUGAUAGUAGCUGUCACUGUGUGCAACUCCGUAUCAUCUUGCAGGAUGGUGUAAUGAUUCCCUACAGUGAUGAGGAAGAUAUGAAACACAGCUUAAAGACUGUUGGGAAGAAGUUCAUAUUCAGUGUGCGGGACCUUAAGGCAGAGGAUGCUGGGCUCUAUCAGGUGGAUGUUGAGGAGGUCAAUCUCUUCUCUACAGACUUCAAGUGUAAGAUGACAACAGAAUGAUUAUGAAUAACAUUCCUUUUUGAUAGAAGAUAAAAAACGUUCUUUAUUUCUUAACAUGACCUUGCUCCAUUUGCCCUUUUCAUUCCAGUUUCCACAGUGGAUUUCAUUGUCAAGAUCCAGGAGGUGAAGGCCAAAGAGAGAGAGGAUGCUAUGUUUGAGUGUGUCCUGUCACAUCCCUGCCCCAGAAUCAAAUGGAUGGGCAAGAACGCCACUCUGGAGGAGGGAGAGAAAUACACUAUAACUGUGUCAGAAGACAAGCUGAUACACAGACUGCUAAUAAAAGACUGUAGCCAGCUGGACAAGGGCAUCUACUCUGCUGCGGCAGGAAUCAAGACAUGCAGUGCCUGGCUGAUAGUGGAAGGUAACAUGACAUCUUCAUAUCUUGCACAAUAUGUAAUUUUUCAGAUGAAGGAAACAGCAGAGGGGUUCAUUUUUGGUUGAACAACAUAUACUAUGUAGUUUCACCUCAGUAACUCAGUUCUGGUCUCAUGACAAAUUUGCGAGGUACUAUGUCUUCUCAACACUUAUCGAAAUGUUCCAUAUCAAUAAUCUCUCUCUCUCUCUCUCUCUCUCUCUCUCUCUCUCUCUCUCUCUCUCUCUCUCUCUCUCUCUCUCUCUCUCUCUCUCUCUCUCUCUCUCUCUCUCUCUCUCUCUCUCUCUCUCUCUCUCUCUCAGCUGACAGCGAUCCUGCUUCCCAUGGUAAAAAGAAGUCCCGUAAAACAACCCAGGCUGGUGGAACAGGGUUGGAUCUGGGGAAACUGGCUCAAGAACAGCAGGAAAAACUGGCGAAGGAAAGGCAGGAGAGGAUCGACGCUGCAAACAAGGCCAGAGUGGAGGAGGAGGAGAGGUUAGCCCGAGAGGCACUCCUGGCUCCCCCUCCUCCUGAUACUGGGGAUAGAGACAGUGGGGAAGGCAAAGACACCGGAGAUGGAAAGAACAAGUCUAAAAGUGGAUCAAACAAAUCCAAAGAUUGUGGCAAAUCAGUUGACGAAUCAGUUGGCAAAUCAGUUGGCAAAUCAGUUGGCAAAUCAGUUGGCGAAUCAGUUGGCGAAAUGAAAGACUCUGAGAAGGAAGGAGAUGACAAGAAGAACAAGAAAUCCACUGAUGAUUCUGACAAAGGCAAAGGUAAGACAAAAUGAAAAAAGUAUUUGAUCCCCUGCUGAUUUUGUACGUUUGCCCACUGACAAAGACAUGAUCAGUCUAUAAUUUUAAUGGUAGGUUUAUUUGAACAGUGAGAGACAGAAUAACAACAACAAAAUCCAGACAAAUGCAUGUCAAAAAUGUUAUAAAUUGAUUUGCAUUUUAAUGAGGGAAAUAAGUAUUUGACCCCUCUGAAAAACAUGACUUAGUACUUGGUGGCAAAACCCUUGUUGGCAAUCACAGAGAUCAGACGUUUCUUGUAGUUGGCCACCAGGUUUGCACACAUCUCAGGAGGGAUUUUGUUCCACUCCUCUUUGCAGAUCUUCUCCAAGUCAUUAAGGUUUCGAGGCUGACGUUUGGCAACUCGAACCUUCAGCUCCCUCCACAGAUUUUCUAUGGGAUUAAGGUCUGGAGACUGGCUAGGCCACUUCAGGAUCUUAAUGUGCUUCUUCUUGAGCCACUCCUUUGUUGCCUUGGCCGUGUGUUUUGGGUCAUUGUCAUGCUGGAAUAUCCAUCCACGACCCAUUUUCAAUGCCCUGGCUGAGGGAAGGAGGUUCUCACCCAAGAUUUGACGGUACAUGGCCCCGUCCAUCGUCCCUUUGAUGCGGUCCAUCGUCCCUUUGAGUUGUCCUGUCCCCUUAGCAGAAAAACACCCCCAAAGCAUAAUGUUUCCACCUCCAUGUUUGACGGUGGGGAUGGGGUGUUCUUGGGGUCAUAGGCAGCAUUCCUCCUCCUCCAAACACGGCGAGUUGAGUUGAUGCCAAAGAGCUCGAUUUUGGUCUCAUCUGACCACAACACUUUCACCCAGUUCUCCUCUGAAUCAUUCAGAUGUUCAUUGGCAAACUUCAGACGGCCCUGUAUAUGUGCUUUCUUGAGCAGGGGGACCUUGCGGGCGCUGCAGGAUUUCAGUCCUUCACGGCGUAGUGUGUUACCAAUUGUUUUCUUGGUGACUAUGGUCCCAGCUGCCUUGAGAUCAUUGACAAGAUCCUCCCGUGUAGUUCUCGGCUGAUUCCUCACCGUUCUCAUGAUCAUUGCAACUCCACGAGGUGAGAUCUUGCAUGGAGCCCCAGGCCGAGGGAGAUUGACAGUUAUUUUGUGUUUCUUCCAUUUGUGAAUAAUCGCACCAACUGUUGUCAACUUCUCACCAAGCUGCUUGGCAAUGUAGCCCAUUCCAGCCUUGUGUAGGUCUACAAUCUUGUCCCUGACAUCCUUGGAGAGCUCUUUGGUCUUGGCCAUGGUGGAGAGUUUGGAAUCUGAUUGAUUGAUUGCUUCUGUGGACAGGUGUCUUUUAUACAGGUAACAAACUGAGAUUAGGAGCACUCCCUUUAAGAGUGUGCUCCUAAUCUCAGCUCGUUACCUGUAUAAAAGACACCUGGGAGCCAGAAAUCUUUCUGAUUGAGAGUGGGUCAAAUACUUAUUUCCCUCAUUAAAAUCAAUUUAUAACAUUUUUGACAUAGGUUUUUCUGGAUUUUUUGGUUGUUAUUCUGUCUCUCACUUCAAAUAAACCUACCAUUAAAAUUAUAGACUGAUCAUUUCUUUGUCAGUGGGCAAACGUACAAAAUCAGCAGGGGAUCAAAUACUUUUUUUCCCUCACUGUAUGUUAUGUCUCAUUGACUUAUUCAAGUCUGUGUAGAACAUUUGUUCUUGUUAGUAACACUUUGCGUUAAGGAAUACUUACCUAAAAUAAUUUUAAAGGGUUUAUAAUUAGUUUAUACUAUAUUAUCUAUAUAAACUAAUAAUUAACCAUUUAUAAAUGACUUGUAAACCCCUUUAUAAAUCAUUUUAAGUAUGUAAAAUCAAAGAUGCUGAGAAGGAAGGAGAUGACAAGAAGAACAAGAAAUCCACUGAUGAUUCUGACAAAGGCAAA